CCUCAAGAUCCAUAGCACCCCCCAAAAAACCAUCGCAACAAAACAAAAACGGAAAAAAUAAAUUAAAAAAAUAAAAAUAAAAAUGGCAAAGGCUUUUGUAGCCUUAAUCACUUCCGCUCUUUGCCUCUUGGCCUUUGCUGGCUUCGCCAAUUGCCAGAAAGAUGAAUUCUUCGUCGAAGGCUAUGUCUACUGUGACACUUGCCGCGUCUUGUUCGAGACCAGAGUCAGUCACAAAGUUCCUGAUGCUGAGGUAGAACUCAACUGCAGAGGCCAAGACAAUCAUACAGUGACCUACACUGUGUCUGGAAAAGCCGACAAGGAAGGGAAGUACAGCUUGAAAGUAACCGGAGACCACCAGGACGAAAUCUGCGACGUCACUGCCGUCAACAGCCCCGACACUGACUGCAACGAGUCAGUGUCCGACAUCAACAAAGCCAGAAUCUCUCUCACUGGGAACAGCGGCAUGGAAUCCACCAAACGCUUCGCCAACCCUAUCGGAUUCAGGAAGAAAGACUCUCUUGCCGAUUGCAAGAAGGUGCUCGACGAACUCGGUUUCGUCCCACUCCAAAACUGAAGACUUCUCAUGACUCACUAGGGCUUUUUGCCAUAAACCCUGAUAAAACAUUGGCUUCUCUCUCAUCCUCUUAAUGCACGUACUGUAAAAACCCUAAUUGAGUUUUUUUUUUUUUUUUUGGCAAUGCUAUGAUUUCAUGAUUGGCGAGUCCAUGAGCUGUUAGAAGCUUUUUGGGGAGAACUCAAUGCGUUUUGUUUGGCUGGUCAAUCAUUAUAGUUUCUUUUACUUUGUUUUUUGUUAUUUGUUCUUUUAUUAAAAUAAAUGAUGUUCCUUGUGACA
Molecule: messenger RNA, 853 nt
Organism: Camellia sinensis
Lineage: Eukaryota; Viridiplantae; Streptophyta; Magnoliopsida; Ericales; Theaceae
Product: anther-specific protein LAT52
Source: RefSeq, a predicted model, not a curated record